AUGGAGAAGCAAAAUUGGCGUUGUAUAAUAUCAGUUCACCUUCUCAUACUGCAUAUUGCAAUUGCAUCCUCUUUUUCGGUGCAUCAUUUCUGCCACUAUGAUGAAGCUCUUGCAUUACUUCAGUUUAAGGAGCAAUUCAAGAUUAGCGCAUCCAAUGAAUUUUCUUCCGACUGUAGUUACUUUGGUCAGCAUCCUUAUCCAAAGAUCACAUCUUGGAACGAGAGUACAGAUUGCUGCACCUGGGAUGGAGUCACAUGCCAUGAGAUCACUGGUCAUAUAAUUCAAUUGGACCUCAGCUGCAGCCAAAUUGAAGGAGUCAUCAGUCCUAAUAGUAGCCUCUUCGGCCUUUCUCAACUCCAGAAACUAAACUUGGCAUACAAUGAUUUCCAGCAAUCGCGAAUUUCGCGCCAGUUCAGUGGAUUAACACACCUGACACACCUCAACCUCUCAACUUCAAAUUUCAACGGCCAAAUUGCAUCAGAAAUAUCUCACUUGUCAAAGUUAGUUUUGCUUGAUUUCUCUCUACAUCCCCCAAGCUCCGCAAUUUUAAGACUUCAAAAACAUGAUUUUCAAAUGCUUCUACGAAAUUUAACCAAGAUAAGUGUGCUUUGUCUGUCUGCUGUACACAUAGCAUCUGAGGUUCCAUUAAAUUUUUCUUCAUCCUUAACAUAUCUAGAUCUUAGCAGUACAGGAAUGCAUGGUAAGCUCCCAGAUCAUGUUUUUGAGAUACCGAACAUGCAGGCUCUUGUGUUAGGUAGCAAUGAGAACCUCACCGGUAUUUUACCUAAGUUCAACUCCAGCAUAUCUUCUUUGGAAGUCUUGGAUCUCAGUUUUACCAACUUGUUUGGUGAACUUCCUGUUUCAAUCGGCAGCUUGAAAUCCUUAAACUCCUUGAUAUUAUUUGGCUGUCAAUUCUCUGGUUCUUUACCCGAAUCCAUUGGCAACCUUUCAAAACUCACUGACUUGAUACUGGGUUCCAACAAAUUUGUGGGACAAAUCCCAAGGAGUAUUUCAAAUUUUGUGUCGUUGAAGACAUUAGACCUUUCAGGCAAUGGAUUUCAAGGUCCAAUUCCAGAUUCUUUCAACAAUCUCCAAAAACUAACCUCUCUAUCACUUUCUUAUAACAGUCUAGUUGGUCCAUUGCCACCUUCAGUUGUCAACCUUACAGCGCUGGUAGACGUAGACAUCAGAUUUACUUUGCUAUCUGGUCCACUUCCUGCGAAUGCAUCUGGGCUCCAAGAACUCAUAAGUUUACAGAUAACCCAUAAUUUGCUCAAUGGCACACUUCCACCAUGGUUGUUUCACCUUCCAGCAGUGAUUUUCUUAGAUCUUGCGUUUAAUCAUUUCACUGGACAAUUGCCAGAUUUCACAGGAAAUUCUUCAUUGACUUUUGUCUUUUUGGAUCAUAAUAAAUUACAAGGUUCAAUUCCCAAGUCAAUAUCUACACUUAGGAACCUAAUAUGGCUUGACCUUUCAUCAAACAAUUUAAGUGGCAUUGUUGAUUUGAUUAUGUUCUUGAAUAUGAAAAACCUUGUUUACCUUUAUCUUUCCUCCAAUAGAUUAGUAUGUAGGAUCGACAAAGAUGUCUCACUUCUUAACCUUGGACAGUUGGGAUUAUCAUCUUGUGGGUUAAAAGAAUUUCCAGGUUUCAUUCAAAACUCAAAGAGUUUGUCAUAUUUAGACCUCUCCAGCAACAACAUUCGUCAAAUUCCCAGUUGGUUGACUUCCAUGGCUUGGGAUUCACUAACUUACCUAAAUCUGUCUUAUAAUGCUAUAUCUACUCCUUUCAUACCACCUUGGAAGAGUAUUACUGUAUUGGAUGUUCGAUCAAAUCAGCUUCAAGGUCCGCUGCCAAUUUCAAUAUGCAAUUUAGAAGUCCUCUUCUUUCUUGACAUGUCUGAAAACAAAUUCAGCGGUGAAAUUCCACGUUGUUUCGGAAACUUCAGUAGCGGACUGGCUGUGCUCAAUCUGAAAAAUAAUCGCCUUCAAGGAAGCAUUGGUAUGAUCUUUGCACCGAAAAAUGGUUUGAGAUAUCUUGGAUUGCAGGGCAACCUUUUUGAAGGGCAGUUGCCAAGAUCUUUGGUGAAGUGUGAAAAACUGGAAGUCUUUGAUGUAGGGAAUAACAGAAUAAAUGACACAUUCCCUACGUGGGUGGAAAAUCUCAAGGAGCUCAAAGUUUUGGUUCUGAAAUCGAAUCGAUUCUUUGGAACCAUAGACAAUAAUUUCAAAACAAAAAGCCCAUUCAAGAAGUUGCAAAUUAUGGAUCUAUCCAACAACGAGUUCACCGGUGUUGUACCUAUCAGGCUUCUAACAAGCUUGAGAGCAAUGAUGAAUUCAGACAGAACUGAAUCAAGGGCAAUGUACCUGGACGCUGGCUAUAUCUUUUAUGACAAUGAUUACAGAUAUUCGUUAAGCAUAUCUGUGAAAGGGCUAUCAAUGGAAUUGCCCCAAAUCAUAACAACUCUCACAGCCAUUGAUUUAUCAAGCAACAGAUUCAGUGGAGAGAUUGACGACGUCAUCGGUGACCUGGUCGACCUCAAAGUUCUGAACUUAUCCAAUAACAGAUUCUCUGGCCAUAUUCCCUCCUCCUUUGGGAAUUUGAGCUCCGUUGAAUCAUUGGACAUCUCUUGCAAUCAAAUUGAUGGAGAGAUCCCACAGCAACUUACAAUGAUGACCUCGCUUGAAUUCUUAAACCUCUCACAGAAUCAUCUUGUGGGACGCAUUCCUCAAGGUAACCAAUUCAAUACAUUUUCCAAUGAUUCAUACAAGGGGAACGUGGGACUGUGUGGACUCCCACUAACAAAGAAGUGCAGCGAAUCUGAUUUUGAGGUGCCACCACCACGUCCUAUAGAUCAAGAAGAAGAGCAAUCAGAUUUCUUCAGUGGAUUUACAUGGAAACCGGUGAUUAUAGGAUAUGGUUUUGGAGUUGUCCUUGGACUCGCUUUGGGAUGGCUAAUGUUUGCAACAGGAAAGCCACAAUGGGUGGUAAAGUUUGUUGAAGACGCGAGGUAUCAACGGAGAAAACAGAAAACUCGUUAAAGAUCCAAUCCAACUACAGUAAUGGAGCAAAGCCUUUCUGUAUGUGCGUAUCAGGAAUGGCUCAGGAUAAAGGAGAAUUGGAGCUAGCUUGCUGUUGAAUGGGGCAUAGAGUUUUAAGUGUGUUGGUAGU
This is a messenger RNA of Coffea arabica (coffee), 3169 nucleotides long. RefSeq names its product receptor-like protein 7. Gene Ontology annotation, molecular function: protein binding. The record is from RefSeq and is a predicted model, not a curated record. Lineage: Eukaryota; Viridiplantae; Streptophyta; Magnoliopsida; Gentianales; Rubiaceae.